Schistocerca gregaria is the source of this 4034-nucleotide messenger RNA. RefSeq names its product chymotrypsinogen 2-like. Gene Ontology annotation, biological process: proteolysis. The record is from RefSeq and is a predicted model, not a curated record. Gene Ontology annotation, molecular function: serine-type endopeptidase activity. NCBI's taxonomy places the organism in Eukaryota, Metazoa, Arthropoda, Insecta, Orthoptera, Acrididae. The transcript has 8 exons. The coding region runs from base 207 to 1310 and encodes 367 amino acids.
UGGGGCACGGCUGGCGGCGGCUGCGGCUGCGGCGCCGCGCCGUCCGCCCACCGCUCAGUCGCUGCCUGCCUGCCGCACGCUGCCUGCGCCCAACAAACAGCCACUCCACUGUGCGUCCGCGACAGCAACCAGUGUCUUCGUCCCGCGGUGCCGCCCGACCGACGCCUCCUCCACUAGACUGCCGACCACUCGCGUCGCGUCGAGAGAUGAGACUGAUCCUGUGCCCGUUUUGUGCAAAGUUGGGGACUCGAAACGUACCCGACAUGCGGGCCUGGGGGCUGCUGUUGCUGCUGCUACUGCUGCUGCUGCGACCUGCGGCGACAGCGCCGGACGUCUCGGACAACGAGGCGGAGAGCUACAGCCUGGGCGCCGUCAGAGGGGGCUGCGACUGCACUGAGUACUGGAAUUGCGUCAUGAGCGGCGGGACGCCGUACAGCUACUGCGGCCUGGCCGACUCCAACGUGUGCUGCCUGGUGCCCGAGGGCGCCAAGCCCGUGUCCAGCCUGGUACCGAGCCCCAGCAAGCCGCGCUGCGGGCAGAAGGGCGCAGACUCGGGCCGCGCGGGCGUCGCGGAGCCCGCCGAGUGGCCCUGGCACGCAGCCAUCCUCGAGAAGCCGGAUGACCUCUACGUUUGCGGUGCAUCGUUACUCGACGAGAGCUGGGUCCUCACAGCGGCUCACUGCGUCGAGGAAUUCGUGCAGCGCGGAGCCGUGUCGCGGCUGAAGGUGCGCCUCGGGGAGUUCGACGUGACGGACGGCGGCGAGCCGCUGCGCCACGAGGAGCACGAGGUGGCGGGCGCGGCGCUGUACCCGGGCUUCGACAACCGCAGCCUGGCGCACGACAUCGCGCUGCUGCGGCUGCGCGCGCCCGCCCGCCGCCGCCCGCACAUCGACGUCGUGUGCGUGCCGCGCCUGCGCGCCGCCCACCCGCCGCCCGGCGCCGCCUGCGUCAUCACCGGCUGGGGCCGCCGCACCGAGGAUUCUGACCACUCGGUGGUGCUGAAGGAGAUCUCCGUGCCGCUGUGGAAGAACGCGGACUGCGAGAGGAUGCUGCGGCGGCACUUCGGGCCGCGCUACUCGCUGCCAGACACCGCCAUCUGCGCCGGCGCCGAGGGCCGCGACGCCUGUGACGGUGACGGCGGCGGACCUCUGGUUUGCGAGCAGAACGGCCGCUGGUACCAGGUAGGCGUCAUCAGCUUCGGCGUGGGCUGCGGGCGCCGCAACACGCCAGGGGUGUACACGCGCGUCGCCAUGUACGAGCAGUGGAUCAUGGACACUGUGCUGCGGCACCGACACUCCGGCCGGCAGUGACGGUGGGCGGCGCGGGGGCGGCGGCGCCCUGUGCCGCGGUGGCCGGCGGUCGCCAGGGGUAGCGGGCCUCCGGGAUCCGGGCUGCUGACAACCCACUCAAUCGGCUGUUCGUCUCACAAAACGAGAAGUGACGUCCCUGAAAACAACGGUGUCCAGAGGGAAAUAACGCGCCCUCAUUGCUCCUCAGCAGUGGCGUUAUCUCUCUCGCCUGGUUUCGACCUUGUGAUACUGUGAUGAGGUGUGUUUUAUUUAUCUAUUGAACCGCAACUUCCACGAACACUUAGAUAACGAUAAAAAUAGAUCCAUACGUGAGUAUUAUAUUACGAAACUCUAACGACGAGCGAGUGUUAACAGAUGCGACCUUGCAAUAAUGGUGCAGAAGAACUUCUAAUGGAUCCUAGUAUCGUUUUAUAGGCUACAACUUGACUUUAUGAUGUGCAGAACUGGUUGCUAGUCGUAUAAUAAGUAUAAUCAAAUACCCAUUCCUGCAAACAAAUUCUCUGCAAGUGUAAAGUGUUAUUUUGUAAUUCAUUUGGAAGUCCAGUAUAGGCACACACUUGCUAAUAUUGUCCGGAUCUUGUGAAACAUUGUUGCAGUUCUAGUAACGCUACAGAAAGAAAUGCGCUCUGUUACUUCUCAUAAGAGAUAUGGUACUUUCAAAUUUACUGCCAGAUAUUUCGCUGUAACUGUAGGCAAACACUGUAAUCAUUUAUUUGUUGACGUGCUCCGUUGCUAUCGACUGUUUUGCAGUUUUGUUUCCGCUUUGAACCAAACCAUCAGCACGAUAUUCGUGUUACAAUUUUCACUCAGAACUGCAUGUAAACGUUUGUUGUAGAAUUAGAUGGUAUUUAGUUUACAGUUUCCACAGACAUGCCGAAAAUACUUCGAUACAUUUUUUAACAAUUACUGUUUGUGCUUUGAAAACUAAAGUAUAGCAGAGUGAAAUGCUAAAUACUUUGUCGAUCAACUUUAGCGUCUUCUGUGGACGGUAUUGAAGGACGAUAAAAAAGUAUUGGAUUAGAUCUUUUUAAACCUUUUAAACGAUUAAUUGUUAAACCGUAUUCGCAAUAUAGUUGUUAACUAUACCUUCCAAAGCGUUAUACUGAGAAGAGAGUCUUAGUUCGUAAAAUUAUAGUAAUAAUUUGCGUCAGUUCUAGCUAGCUAAGGACAAAGAGUCGAAUGAAAGCCUCUGUAGCACAUUGGAAAGACGAAACGUAAAUUUCACAAUAUUUUUUUUACUUUCUUUAUGAAAACCUAAUGCAAAUAUCAUACAGGAAAAUUCCAUUGGCAAACUAAAAAUGAAGUUAGUCAUUCGUAAGGAAUUCGUAUUCGUGAUCAGCCACUUGUACGAAUUCAGAUAGAUUUAAGUUUUUGAAAAGUAGAACAUUAUAGUUUACCGCUAACAUCUACCAUACAAUCUAGCACACAACUUUCGAGGAAUAGAUCAGCGAGAUUGACAUUUUUCAAAUAAUUCCAAGCCGUUCUCAGUGAUGUCUUUUCUUCACUAUAAGACCUGAAUGGAUCCGGUUGUACUUCAUUCACCCUUCUGAUUUAUGGUAAGGAAUAAAAUUCACUUAGGUUGAUAAAGAUUCGUCUAACGGGUGCAACGACUGGAGUUUUCCUUUUCUUAAUUCUUAUCAGGAUUUGUAAUUACAUGGAGUUAGAACUAUAAAAAAUUUUGACCUCCUAGAUCUUCCAUUUCAUUAGUUUUCUUCUGUUACAUUAUAAGUUGGUUUUCCUCUGGGAGGAAUGUUUUCUUAUCGAAAUACUUUAUUUCAUUCUAAGCAGUCUGACCUGUAUUCAUUACGUUAUUAUCGCUUUCUAAAAUGCUAAAUGUUAAAUAUUGUCUUCCUGAUUAUGCAUCUAAGAAUCAUAUUUUUUAUAAGAAGUUUUUAUUUAAAUAGUAGUUUUGAGAAUCACAGAACAUAAUAGGAUUCUCAAGGUCUAAUAUGUGAACAAUUUUGUAUCCCAAAAUACACCAUUGGUAAGUUCAAUUCUUUACAACUCGAAACUUUCCAGCAAUAUCGUUAUGGUCUCUGAAACUGCUUCUGAAGUAUCUGACCGAUACAAGAAAACCACCAUAUUGGUAGCUCAUUAAGUUCGUUCCUAGUUUCCUCCACUGUUAUCCUAUGAGUAUCAGAUCCGUUAGCAUCCUUCACACUUAGACAUACAGUAAAUUGAUGUAGUUGAUUUUCGUCUGUGAAUCUUGCUAUCUUGCAUAUGUUAUUUCGGUAAUAUUCUUAUCCGUUCAUUUUCCAUUUUUCGUGGAAAACUGCUCAUAUUCACCCACCCUGAACGUUGUUUACGAUUUUCAAGUCGAAGAAAUAGUGAGUGUGGUAGUUUUUUAUACCACUCUGGCGACAAAUAGUAUAGAUUUUUGAAAGGAAUAAAUUAUUUAUAAUCAUUGGUGUACUUAUGAACAGAUGGUAAAGCCUAAGUGUGUCUCGUUGUUGCAGUAUCAAUGACGCAAAUAAACUCCACUCUUCUGGCACUAGACACUGUUUGUCACCGAUUACUGUGAUCGGCGCAAAUGUUGGAAUAGGUUUUUGCCACAUGCUAAUUUAAUAGUUUAUUACGACAAAUGCUGAAUGAGUCUUAAAACUGUAGGAUUCUACUUUAAUUUAUAUGAAUGUGUUAUUUGUAAAUGUAAAUGUACAGAAAAAUACACUGUAUAAUUAUGGAAUACUCCAUGAAAAUAAAGUAUGUUAUAAUAACAACUAAGAA